Messenger RNA from Myxocyprinus asiaticus (Chinese sucker), 1918 nucleotides. Its product is annotated as cytosolic carboxypeptidase 6-like. The coding region runs from base 17 to 1483 and encodes 488 amino acids. Gene Ontology annotation, molecular function: metallocarboxypeptidase activity; zinc ion binding. Gene Ontology annotation, biological process: proteolysis. The transcript is spliced from 13 exons. The record is from RefSeq and is a predicted model, not a curated record. NCBI's taxonomy places the organism in Eukaryota, Metazoa, Chordata, Actinopteri, Cypriniformes, Catostomidae.
GCUGUGGUAACGGAAGAUGGAGGAGAAUAGCAGAGAGCAUCUCAAUACUGACAAUGAAGCAGGCGGAGAGGAUGCUCUGGUGGGUAAUGUGAACAAACUGAUGGUCAGCCCUCCAGGAUUUACCGGACUGCCCAGGAAAGGACAUCUCAUCUUCGACGCCUGCUUUGAGAGUGGAAACUUAGGACGUGUUGACUACAUCAGUGAAUUUGAGUUUGAUCUCUUCAUCAGGCCGGACACGUGUAACCCACGGUUUAGGGUUUGGUUUAACUUCACUGUGGAAAAUGUUCGAGAGACUCAGAGGGUGAUUUUCAACAUUGUGAACUUCAGCAAAACCAAGAGCCUGUACAGAGAUGGGAUGUCCCCCGUGGUGAAGUCGACCAGCCGGCCUAAAUGGCAAAGACUGCCAGCCAAGAAUGUGUAUUACUACCGCUGCCCAGACCAUCGGAGAAACUAUGUGAUGUCUUUCGCCUUCUGUUUUGACCGUGAAGAUGACGUUUAUCAGUUUGCUUACUGCUACCCGUACACUUACUCCCGUCUUCAGCAUUACUUGGCCAGCCUGGAGCGCAGAAAUCUUGAUUACCUGCAGCGAGAGCAGCUGGGCCUCAGCGUGCAACAGCGACAGCUGGAUCUUCUGACCAUCACCAACCCAGCACAUCUGAACCAAGAGCGAGAAAAGCGGGUGGUGUUUCUCACAGCCCGUGUCCACCCUGGAGAGUCACCUGCUUCCUUCAUCUGUCAGGGUGUGAUUGAUUUUCUGGUCAGCCAGCAUCCCAUCGCGCAGGUCCUGCGUGAUCAUGUGAUCUUUAAGAUUGUACCCAUGCUCAACCCUGACGGUGUGUACCUGGGAAACUACAGGUGUUCUCUGAUGGGCUUCGAUCUGAAUCGUCAUUGGCAGGAUCCUUCCCCCUGGGCCCACCCCACUCUACAUGCCGUCAAACAACUCAUUGUCCAAAUGAACCAGGACCCAAAAGUGAGUUUGGAGUUCUACAUUGAUGUGCACGCUCACUCCACUAUGAUGAAUGGCUUCAUGUAUGGUAACAUCUUUGAGGAAGAGGAGAGAGUGCAGAGACAGGCCAUCUUUCCUCGGCUCCUGUGUCAAAAUGCGGCAGACUUCUCUCUUUCCAGUACAUCGUUUAAUCGUGAUGUGGUCAAGGCCGGCACGGGUCGCCGGUUUCUGGGUGGUCUGCUGGACGACACGUCUUACUGCUACACACUGGAGGUCUCCUUCUACAGCUACCUGACUGCAGGAAGUACCUCACCUGUGCCAUACACUGAGGACAGCUACAUGAAGCUGGGUAGAAAUGUGGCCCGGACGUUCCUGGAUUACUACAAACUCAACAACCUGAUAGAUGAGAGCAAGUUAAAAGGACACAUUAACAGCACUUUUGAAGGAACGUCCAGCAGGCAUCAAGGGAAUAAUACUGGAAAUGGGAAGAAUCAAGUGAAAGGUGACAGAAAAUUCCAUGGAGUCAGGGAUUACUAAACACACAGGGACAUGCAUAAGGUGUGCAUCACAGCCUAGAAUGUUCUAGCAGACAUUGUGAACUACAAUACUGUCAAUCCAACAGAUAUUUGUUGAUGAGUUUUUACGUAAUGAUAGGACUCGAUGACUGUGGAUAAGUUCUCAGUAUUAAUUCUCACUUGUGAGAUACUGCACAGAAAACACAUCAACUGUAAAUUAUCCCUCCAGCUACAUUUAUUGUUUUUUCAGUGCUUUGGUGAAUACCAACUACUUUCUUUGCCUUGCUUUCUGGAUUUGCCUAUUAUGAGAACAGGAAUUGUAUUUCAAUCAGCUGUACUCAUUCUUAUAAAGUGAUUGCUUGUAUUAUAUUUUAUGAAUGCUUUUAAUUGUCAUGAUAGUCAGUUUAGUUGUUUGUUCAAAUCUGAAUGCUUGAAAAUUGCUUAAAUCUAAAGCAAA